Messenger RNA from Lepisosteus oculatus (spotted gar), 10032 nucleotides. It is a transcript of the gene kat6a, whose product is annotated as K(lysine) acetyltransferase 6A. Gene Ontology annotation, biological process: negative regulation of DNA-templated transcription; positive regulation of transcription by RNA polymerase II; nucleosome assembly. Gene Ontology annotation, cellular component: MOZ/MORF histone acetyltransferase complex; nucleosome; chromatin. NCBI's taxonomy places the organism in Eukaryota, Metazoa, Chordata, Actinopteri, Semionotiformes, Lepisosteidae. Gene Ontology annotation, molecular function: DNA binding; histone acetyltransferase activity; transcription coregulator activity. The record is from RefSeq and is a predicted model, not a curated record.
CUUCAGAUGUAUAAUUGUACCGGGGUGUACUUUCCUUUUAAAAGAAAAGGGAUGACUGCAGGAACUGCCGGUGAGGAUUUCGGCACUAGGCAUUUGUAAACAGAGCGGUUGUACGUGUGUUUUGUAGCAGAAGGGGAGAGGAGUGAAAACCCGUGUUUUUGUAUCCAGACUGUUGAUGUUUCAGAUGGAGGCACGUACCGCGUCCGAGCCCUUUGUUGACAUUUUCACCCGGAGUUGGCGAAGUUGUGUUUUCAGGACGGAGGCUUUGGCGGAGAUACUUCCUGUCUUUAUCUUUUAGGAUGUACUUGGGGAUACGGGGGGCGAAAUCGUUAUUUUGCAUCAGCCUGGCUGGCUUUUAGUUACGUUUUAAGCUUGGUCGAGGAAGAGACCGUCAAAUCGGGAAACGUUUCGUCGGGCGACAGCUGUUUAUCUGUUAGGACGUAGGUAAUUUCCGAAGUCCUGCCGCCUGUUUGACUUCAGCGAUGUAAACAGUGCGCACGUUGGGACACUGAGAAACUUCGGAUCCGAAACGACACGCGUGGCAGCUCUCAGGAGAAAGUGAAGUGAUGUCAGCAAGCCUGUCCUAGUCGCAUUUCUGCUCAGGGCUGGGUGUGCGCGCCGCUGAGGCGCAGGCGGCAUGAAGGUGAUCGGGCAGUGCUGGUCCCUGGGGUGAGAUCUCCGUAUCGCCGGAGCCGCCACCGCAAGCUUCCACGCUGUCACCUGGAGCAGAACCACGCCGCGGGAGAGGAGCACGCAGAGGCGCUCGUGGAGGACAAAUCCCGCUUCCCUGCUGGGGCUGUUUUUAUUUAUUGUUUUAAAGACCUUUCUUCAUUUUCCGGCCUUCAUUGAAACACUAAUGGAAAGAAAAAUUGGAGUCGGGUUGGGCGAGAGAUGAGGAAAAAUCCUUUGUGGAAAACACUACAAAAACUGUGACAAGAUAACUGCAGCUUUUUUUUUUUGUUCUUUUGGCCUUUGUGGCAUCUUGCCUAGUUUUGUUCCGCCCUGUUGUGGAUUAUUAAAAGAACAGUAGCUGAGCAAACCCGGAGAAAAGCGUCACGGAUACCAUCCUUUCCCUCUGUUUUUGGUUUGGCCUUCUUCUUAAAGAAGGUAACUUUUACCCCGCUCCAAGAGGGAGUGGGGGUUGCCACGGAGACGCAGACCGGGGGGGUGGGGGGGGGCUGGGUGGCACGCCUAUGCUAUGGUCAGCUGCUCCCUGCCAGUCUGCCGCUGCUCGUGCUCUGGCUCUGAGGGACUCUCCGCACGGCAUCGGGAUAAAGGAUAGCCGGCGGAGGAGGGCGUAGGAGGGAGGAGGAGGAGGAGGAGGAGGAGGGGGCUCGGCUCGGGCGAGGAGGGCACAGGGCGGGCGGUUCCUGGAUGGGCGUGUCGUCUGGCCGCCGCCGCAGCCGAGCGUCAGCCAUGGUGAAGCUGGCUAACCCGCUGUACACUGACUGGAUCUUGGAGGCCAUCAAGAAGGUGAAGAAGCAGAAGCAGCGCCCAUCUGAGGAGCGAAUCUGCAAUGCGGUCUCCAUGUCCCAUGGGCUGGACCGCAAGACGGUCCUGGAGCAGCUGGAGCUCAGUGUCAAGGAUGGCUCCAUCCUGAAGGUCUCUAACAAGGGCCUGAACUCCUACAAGGACCCCGACAACCCCGGCAGGCUGGCCUUCCCCAAACCUCGGAACAAUAGUGCUAGCCCGCCCAAGGCGUCGGGGUUUGACUGGAAUAAACUCAUCAAACGGGCGCUGGAGGGGCUGCAGGAGCCCGGCGGCUCCUCUCUGAAAAGCAUUGAGCGUUAUUUGAAGGGCCAGCGCGAUGUAGCCGCCUCCAUUAACAGCGCGGGCUCCUCGGCGGCCCUGUUCCACCAGCAGCUGCGGCUGGCCGUGAAGCGUGCCCUGGCUCACGGCCGGCUGCUCAAGCAGGGGCCGAUGUACCAGCUGAGUGGGCGUGGCGUGGCCUCUCAAACCGAGGUACCCCCUGUAGACUCGCUGGCUUCCCUGCCCCCUGUCCGCCUGCUGCCCCACGAGAAGGACAAGAUGCUGUUGAAGAAUGGAGGAGUCCCCUCUAGCAGGCCGGUGGCAGAGCCCAUCCCCAUCUGCAGCUUCUGUCUGGGGACGAAGGAGCAGAACCGGGACAAGAAGCCGGAGGAGCUAAUUUCGUGUGCGGAUUGUGGGAACAGCGGUCACCCGUCGUGUCUGAAGUUCUCCCCAGAGCUGACGGUGCGAGUGAAGGCGCUGUGGUGGCAGUGCAUCGAGUGCAAGACCUGCAGCUCCUGUCAGGACCAGGGCAAGAAUGCGGACAACAUGCUCUUCUGUGACUCCUGUGACCGGGGCUUCCAUAUGGAAUGCUGUGACCCCCCUCUGACUCGGAUGCCCAAAGGUCAGAUCACCCUGCUCUCAAAGCUGGGCACCUCUGGCUCCCCCACAUACAGAAUGUGGAUCUGUCAGAUCUGUCGACCGCGGAAAAAGGGAAGACGACUGUUACAUGAAAAAGCAGCACAAAUCAAACGGCGCUACAACACACCACUGGGACGGCCCAAAAACAGGUCAAAGCGCCCCUUCAAGAAGCUGAGGGGGCCUCCAGGGCGGGGGGGCCGGCGGCGCAGGGCGGGGCGGCUCUCCCGCGGCUCGUCCUCGCCGCCCUCUUCGCCCGCCUCCUCCUCCGAGGGCUAUCCCGGCGACGACCGCCUGCUCUUCGGCUUCUCCGGCGACGGCGACGAGUCGCCGGGGCUGCGCUUCAACAAGAAGACGAAGGGCCUGAUCGACGCGCUCACCAAGUUCUUCACGCCCUCCCCCGACGGGCGCAAGGCCCGCACCGAGGUGGUGGACUACUCGCAGCAGUACCGCGCCCGCAAGAAGGGGGGCAGGAAGGGCGAGGCUGCGGACAGGACAGACAAUCAGGAAUCCCGUGAGGAGUGGCGGGAGGGAGAGGAGAGGCCGCCCGGCAUGCAGGACAGCGUCUCCGAGAAAGACAUGGAGCUCUUCCGACACAUCCAGGAGCUCGCUCUGCAGAAAGUGGGGGUAACGGGGCCCCCCGAUCCGCAGGUGCGCUGCCCCUCUGUCAUUGAGUUUGGGAAGUAUGAGAUCCAGACCUGGUACUCCUCGCCCUACCCCCAGGAGUAUAGCAGGUUGCCCAAGUUGUACCUCUGUGAAUUCUGCCUGCGGUACAUGAAGAGCCGCAGUAUCCUGUUCCAGCACAUGCGCAAGUGUGGCUGGUUCCACCCCCCUGCCAACGAGAUCUACAGGAAAGACAACGUGUCCGUCUUUGAGGUGGAUGGCAACGUCAGUACAAUCUACUGUCAGAACCUGUGCCUGUUGGCCAAGCUCUUCCUGGACCACAAGACGCUCUAUUAUGAUGUGGAGCCCUUCCUCUUCUAUGUCCUGACACAGAACGAUGCCAAGGGCUGCCAUCUUGUGGGCUACUUCUCCAAGGAAAAGCACUGUCAGCAGAAGUAUAAUGUCUCCUGCAUCAUGAUUCUUCCUCAAUAUCAGCGAAAGGGCUAUGGACGUUUCCUCAUUGACUUCAGCUACCUGCUGUCGAAGCGUGAGGGCCAGCCGGGCUCGCCAGAGAAGCCUCUUUCUGACCUGGGCCGGCUAUCCUACAUGGCAUACUGGCGCAGCGUGGUGCUGGAGACCCUGCACCAGCUCCACGACCCCCAGAUCACGAUCCGCCGGCUCAGCAAGAUCACAGGCAUCUGCCCUCAGGACAUCACCGCGACUCUGCAUCAUCUCAACAUGCUGGAGUACAGGAGGGACAGGUUCGUGUUGGUGCGGCGAGAGAAGAUGAUUGCAGCUCACGUGGCCCGGCUACGCAUGAACCCACGCCAGCUGGAGGUGGACCCAGACUGCCUGCGUUGGACACCUGUUAUUGUCACCAACACCAUGGUCUCCGAGGGUGAGGAGGAGGAGGAAGAGGAGGAGGAAGAGCCCUGCAAGGAGAACAAGCCCAAUCUGACCCCUGCCCCAGUGCACUGGCGACAUGGUGACGAAGAGGAGGAGGACCGGAAGUGCUUCCCAGCACUGACAAACAGCCAGCCCUCUCCAGCAGCAUCUCCCCUCCAUAGUGCCCAGCUCCUUGCCGACACCCCCCUUGCUCCUGCCAACGGGGAGCGGAGGUGUGGGCGCCGGGGCCGCAAGAAGCAGGACUGGCUCUGGGUGAAAGUGAAGGACGGGUCGCGGGGUGAGAGAGGCCGGCCGAGGAAAGUGCGCCGUGAAGAAGAGGAGGAUGAGGACGAGGAGGAGGAAGGGGCUGAGGAGGAUGAGACCCCUGCACCACCCCUUUCUCCUCCGGCCCUGUUGGCCACUGAGACAGAACUCGAGCUGGACCCCAGCUCCAGGCUGGCAGAGGGCGAUCAAUUGACCCGGCCCCCUCCUAUCAUGCCUGCCCCACGCAGGGGACGCCCUGCUCGCAAGAAGAGGGGACCCCGAAAACGAAGGCUCAGUGAUGGCUCUGGAGAACCCCAGCCACCUCAAACCCUCAGGCUUGGUGAGGCACCUGCCCCAGCCAGAAGGGGGCACUUUAGCGACAGCAGUGAGGAGGAGGAGGAUGAUGAAGAGGGCUUGAGGCCUAGGUCACCCCCAGUCCUCACCAAGCCCAGCCUGGGACUUAAGUGCAAGAAGACUCUGCGGAAGCGGCGCGUGCGUCAGCGCAGUCACCCGCACAGUAGCGUCGUCACGGAGACCAUCUCGGAGACAACGGAGGUCCUGGAUGAGCCGUUUGAGGACUCGGAUGUGGAGAGGCCCAUGCCGCGGCUGGAGCCCACCUUCGAGGCACUGGAGGAGGAGGUGGCGCCCUAUUCCCGUGGGCAGCGCCGCUACCUGCCGCCUCGCGCCGCCCUCAGACACUCAACCCCGGCGCCGAAGAGGAAGUGCCACCCCACGGUGCACACGGAAUCGGAAGACGAAGAUUCCACUCCGGUCCUGAAGCCUGCGGUUGCACUGCACGCUCAGGACCCAGGGGCGGGACCGCCGGUGCUAGGAGAGGAGGACAUGAUGGAGGCAGAGCCGGUGAAGAAGAAGAAGAAGGGCUGGCCGAAGGGGAAGAGCCGCAAGCCGCUGCACUGGAAGAAACGGCCGGGGAGGAAGCCGGGUAGCACUGUCAGCCGCGAAAACUCAGGCACGGCACUGGCUCUGGAGACAAGCAAGGGAGAAGACGACGAGGAGGAGGACGAGGAUGAGGACGAGGAAGAGGGACUGGGAGAAGAGAGGGAGAAGAAUGAUCUUGCGGGGAACCCGUCCUCCCCUCUGACCGAAGAACAGCCACCCCCGAAGCUCAAGCUCAAACCGGGACGGAAACCGCGGAGCUACUACCUGCAGCGGGCUCAGGAGGAGGCAGCGCGGCAGGAGCAGGAGAGGAAGAGGCUGGUGCAGCAGCAGCUCCUGGAGAAGCAGAAGCUGGAGGAGCGAGCCGGCAGGAAGAGCACCAGGGCGGGCGGAAACAGCAGCAGCAGCGCCGUGGCGGCGGAGAAAGAGAAACGGAAACACUCGGAAGACGAGGGAGAGGAGGAGGAAGAGGAGGAAGAGGAUUACGAUGAUGAGCACAAAGAAAAGCCAAAGCGGCAGGGACGGCCAGCGUUGGGGACCCUGCUGGGGGUACCCCACAAACAUACUGCAACGGAGGAGGAGGAGGAGGAGGAGGACGACGACGAUGACGAUGAUGACGAAGAUGAGGCUUGGGAAGAGAAUCACUCUUCCUCUCAUGCCAUCCCACCUCCCUCUUCACAUGCCCGAGCUCCACAAGGCAGGGCAGAUGGAGAGCGAGAGGAGGAAGAGCGGGGGAGCAAUAAAAAGGCUGCGGUGACUACAGCCAGCACAGCGGGGCCGACAAAGAGCAUCGGGCGGAGGAGUGAAGACCACGAUGCCGACGACGAGGGCGAUGGACACCUCGAGGGGAAAUGCGAGAAGAACAAAAACGAAAAGAGGAAGAGUCAAGAUUCUGAAGAGGAGGACGAGGAGGAGGAGGAUGAGGAAGACGAGGAGGAAGAGGAGCCAGCUUCUCCUGUUCGGACACCCCCGGUCAAGGAGGAGCCACAAACUUUUUUAGAUACGGUGGGGAGCGCAGUGAGAGAGGGCGCUGACAAGCAGCAAGAGGAGGAGGAGGAGGAGGAAGAGGAGGAGGAGGAAGAGGAACUAGAGGAGGUGAAGAGCCGACCUGACGCCCAGGAGGAGCGCCGCCGCAGGGAACAGGAGGAGUCCGCAGCAGCGGCUGCGGCCGUGGAAGCCGUCACCGCCAUUCCUGUGCCUGAGGAGCCCAUCGACUUGCAGCCCUUGCAUGAGGAGCCCAAGCCGGUGCUGCUGAUCGAGUCUGAGCACCAGCACCCGCAGUCGCACUCGCACACGGACUUCAAGGAGGAGCUGAGCCACCAUCACGUGCACCACCCGCAUUCCCACAGCCAUGCGCCAGCCCACCCCCACCCCCACCAUGCCAGUGAGCUUGAUCUGGAGACCGUGCAGGCCGUGCAGUCGCUCACGCAGGGCGAGGCCCAGGACUGUGAAGAGCCAGAACCGCCGGGGGCUUACCAGGACUGCGAGGAGACGCUGGCAGCCUGCCGCACGCUGCAGAGCUACAAUCACCGCCAGGAAGGCGAGGACGAGGCUGCUGCGCUCGCGCUGGUGGAGGACUGCGGCCCCGCCUCCCAGCACAGCAGCCCGCUGUCUGGCCAUGCUCAUCACGCUGCGCCCUCGCUCCCGGGGCAGUCGGUGCGCUCCGUCAGCAGCCCUGGCCUGCCCCCUGGGACGCUUGAGGCUGGAGCGGGAGGAGGGCCAGUGACUGGAGCAGGAGGACCAGGAGGAGGAGGGGGAUACACCCAGAUCACUCCAGAGCACCCCGGCUCCCUCUCGGCACCUUCCCUGCAAAACAUGGAGACCAGCCCCAUGAUGGAUGUGCCCUCGGUGUCUGAUCACUCUCAGCAGGUGGUGGACAGUGGCUUCAGCGACCUUGGCAGUAUAGAGAGCACCACAGAGAACUAUGACAAUCCCAGUAGCUAUGAUUCCACAAUGGGAGGUGGAGGUGGGGGGGGAGGGGGAGGAGGAGGGAACGGAAACAGCAUAGCAGCAGUGGCUGUUGUUGCAGCGACCGCCUCUUCUACUACGUCUUCUGCAGCGGUUUCCUCUGCGUCUUCUUCCUCUGGCUCCGCGGGCUCUGCUCCACCUUCGUCGUCUUCUUCCUCACAGGCCAAUAGCUGUCCCUUCAGUGGGGGGGCUCCCGCUGGCUUGGUGUCUUCCAGUAGUAGUGGGGGCAGUGUAGUCAAUUCCCAGAUUGGGGCACUGGGCAGCAGCUGCAGUCUGAUCCAGCAAGGAGGGGGAGGUGGAGCAGGAGGAGGGGGCAACAGUGGAGGCAGCGGUGGCAGUAAUGUUCCCCAGCCACCCCCGCCUCCGCCACCCCCCUCAGCCUCCACACCUGGCUGUGGUAUCAAGUCUCCGCAGAGUUGCGUCAUUGAGAGGCCGCCUAGCAGCAACCAGCAGCCACAGAAGAAAGUGGCGCCCCAGCAGGCCACACCACCCCAGCCAACUGCACCCCCGCCUCCACCACCCCCCCAGCAACAGCAGCCGCAACAGCAGCAACAGGCACUGUCCCAGUGCAGCAUGGGGAACACCUUUGCCUCCACGCCGAUGAUAAUGGAGAUCCCGGAGUCUGGGGGGGGAGGCUCUGGCAGUGGGGGAGGCCGCAGCCUGUAUGACCGCAUGGGCCAGGACUUCGGAGCGGGCAGCUACCCCCAGCCCUCUGCCACCUUCAGCCUGGCCAAGCUGCAGCAGCUCACGAACACCAUCAUGGACCCGCAUGCUGGCAUGCCCUACUCGCACUCUGCAGCUGUCACCUCUUAUGCCACCAGUGUCUCGCUCUCCAACGCACCUCCUGGCCUGGCACAGCUUGCACCCUCGCCACACCCACCUCUUUCCCAGACGCAGCCCACCAUGACACCUCCCCCCAACCUGGGCUCCAGCUCAAUGAACCUGGGCUCUCCACUCCUGCAGUGCAACAUGCCGGGCACCAAUAUAGGCAUCCCGCCACCCCCACACACGCAGCGUCUGCAGGGCCAGAUGGCCACUGUAAAGACCCACCUUUCCAUCCGGUCCAAGUCGGCCCCUCUGCCCUCGGGCUCGCCUCACCAGCAGCAGCUGUACAGCCGGAGCUCUGGCGCCGUCACCAUGCAGGGCACGCCCCGGGCUCUGGCUGUGCAGCGCGGCAUGAUGCCCAACCUCAUGCCCACUCCGACUGCCUACAACUCCAUGAACAUGAACCCGCUGAAUGCCAUGCCCACCGGCUACCGCAUGCCACAGCCUAUGAUGAACAGCGGUUACCACGGCAACCCACCUUACAUGAAUCAGCCUGCCCAGUACCCCAUGCAGAUGCAGAUGGGCAUGAUGGGGGGGCAGGCCUACCCCCAGCAGCCUAUGCAGCCAAAUCACCAUGGCAACAUGAUGUACACUGGCCCCUCCCACCACACCUACAUGAACGCAGGCGUGCCCAAACAGUCGCCUUACAUGAGCAGAUGAGCGUGUGAGCAGGAACGGGUAUCAGUGUGGGUCUCUGUUAUCCUUCCAAGACCUGAGGAAGAGGAGGGCAAGGGACUUUUUUGUUUUGUUCUAUUUUUAUUUUUCUUCUUCCCACCUCCUGUUUUCCAGGGAGUGUCUAAUGUUACUGAACUGACAGGACAAAAACAGACUUGCAGACUAUGUGGACCUCUGGCUGCAGCUCUCUGCUGGACUGCACUCUUUCUGCUGGGGGGCCCGAGUCUCUUCUCCCCCUGCGUCUCCACUGCGGGUGAAUAUAUGUUCAUCUGAGUGGGGAGGGGCGCAGGGGCGCAGCUGAGAUCAACUGAAGAAAAUAGAAAAAAAGUGUUUUUGUAAAAGAUGUAAAGCAGUGCACACAAUCUUCUGAAAUUAAAAUAGGAGCCUUACCUAAAGAUAAUUUCAAAAAAGGAAAAGAUGUAGAAAUGGAAUUUCUUCUUUUUAUACAUUAUGAAUUUUUGUUUAUAACAGUUAAUGCUUGUGUGCAGUCCAUCUUUUUUAUGUUUUUAUUUUUUUGUUGUUUGUAUUGUUGGAAAGGUCUUUUAAUUCCAGUCAGAGAUACAGAUCCUUUUGUCUUUUAUGCAGCACACUAUCAGACACACACACCCUUAUUGCCACUUCUUUCACCGGGUUGGUGGCACCUUCCUAGGCUAAUGGAGGAGUGUGCGGUCUCCUGGCGCCCUGGUCUUCCCUGGGUAGGAGGCUGCACUGUCCCGGGCUCUGUUCAGUGGACUGAAAGCCAUUACUGACGCGCGUUACUCAGCUUCUAAGAACAAUGAAAAGAGAAAGUCCACUCUCGGCAAGCCCUGGGCUUUAUUAGGAUGUGAUGGCAACUCAAAAGACAAACAGGAGUUGCAAGAAUUUUUAAAAAACGUGUCCAUGUAGUUUGUGAUGUUCUGCGUGUUUAGAUGUGCAGGCAUCCCAGGGUUUUUUUUUUAUUCGCACUGCGCAUAAAGGAGCAGGGCUGCCAGCUGAUUGGUGGGGGUAGUGAGCCGUGAGCAGAUAGUGCAGGACCUGCACGUGUGAGCCCAUCACUUGGGCACACCUUGUGUUCACUUUAACCCUGACCGUCACCAGAGCUCUCUUGAUGUGCUGCCCUGUCAUCUCCCCACGGUACUGGUACGCAGAGAAAGAGUACGCGAGUGCUCGUGGGGACUGCCAGGUGGAGAGGUCAUUCCAGUGUGGGAACGUCAGGAGUCAGUCUUUCGUCUCUGAAAAGCUGAAUUAAAGGGGACACUCACUCCCAUUGUCUGUGGUCGCGGGUCAGCAGAUCUAGAAGUUUUCAUUCGAGUGACAGCAACACUUUUCCAGAAAUUAAAUGUCCCAGUAUUCUGACUCUGACCGGGAGUGGAGGAGACUCUACAGUGAUGAGUUUUACUUGUUACUAUUUUUUUUUCCUCUGAAUUUUAUCAGAUCGGGCAGCUUCCUUUUAUGACACAAGCUGACUCUUUUUUCGACUUUAGAAAAACUUAUUGUAGAGAAAAUGUUUUUUCUAUAAUAUAAAAAAGGAAAAAAAAUCCUGCAUAUUAA